Messenger RNA from Mercenaria mercenaria, 5000 nucleotides. RefSeq lists its product as uncharacterized. Bases 96 to 1286 code for a protein of 396 amino acids. The record is from RefSeq and is a predicted model, not a curated record. Lineage: Eukaryota; Metazoa; Mollusca; Bivalvia; Venerida; Veneridae. The transcript has 7 exons.
UUGCUAUAGUAUAGCGAAAACGAACUACACACACACACAAUUAUUUGACGAUACAACAACAAAUUGAACCAAGUUGAUCAACUCGAUGCUCGAAAAUGAUCUUUUUUACAUCAGUUUCUAUUUUUGCAGUGACGUUAUUAUGUUUCAACACAUGUAUACUUCCAGUUUAUGCAGAAUCACGGGGUGCCUUCCUACAUCCUGUGUGUCCUGUGAAGAAAAUUGGUGAUAACAUAGAAUUUAUAUGUAGGUCACCCCCUUACUAUACUGGUAUUUUGUUCCAAUCGUUGAAGUUUGAACUAGAACAUGAUGGCACUAUCAUUUCGGAUAAUACAGACUCUCAUUCUGUGAUAGGCAAUUAUAGCACUCGAACAUUUUCAAAGGCAAUUGCUUCAAAGCAAGAUGCUGGGAACUAUACCUGUAUUAUUACACCUUCUGACAAUGGGAAAGUUGUCAGAGUGAUGACGGAACUCUUAGUUUUGGAAGGCAAUGAGAAGACACAGCUUGGGGAGUUAGGAGAAGAAACACAAAUGUCUUGUUUGAGUUCCAGAGAUGAGCUGAAUGUUCCAAUAGUUACAGUGGUGAAUGUUGAUGGAGAAAAUGUAAACGGCUCUGUUAUUUCUGAAACAGUGAAAGAAGAUGCAUUUAAAACGUACAUCUGCCUCGUAACCACAAAAAAAGCUAUGGACAGUUACCGAAGUAUAAAAAAUGCAGUAGAAAACGGUGCUGUAGCUGAAAUUAACAUGACUCUUUCAGUGGUAGAGGUAAUAGAUUGUGAAGACAGGACAUCUUGUGUCUUAGAAGCCAGGGUUUAUGGCGAGACUCCUGUUAACAUAUCCUGGCUGGUCGAUGGGAAGUGGCAUAGCCCAGAACUGGAGGUGGAGAAAAAUGUGACAAAAUCGAAGACUUCGUUGUUAAAUCUAACAACUACAACUCCAAUAGAGGUGCGUGUCAGUGCUGGGCAUGAUAAUAUAUGGAGGAAAAAUCUUACUUGGUCUCAAGACUCCACAACUGUCAAGCCUGGUGAUACAUCAUCAAAUGAUGAUGCUUUAAUUGGAGGUUUGAUUGGAGGUAUUAUUGCAGUCAUUGUUGGUUUCGUUGUAUUGGCAGUCUACUGUUUCAAGAAAAGAAGAAAUGGACAUCCAGAAGGAAAUGGUGGACCAGAAGCACAACAUUUGAAUACCACAGUGGCAAUGGAGAUGGGACAUCGACAUGAUCAGAAUGACAUAGAAGAACCUGCACAAAUGGCAGAUCAGAAUGGCGAGGUGCAUGCAGACCCUGAUGCCUGAGUCCUUUGUUGAUGUUGUGUUACUUUGGUACAUUGAAGUAUGAUUUGUUGCAGUGUAAAACUGCAUCUUGCAGUUUCAAGUUAAAGUGUAACACAGUUGUGAUUUAUUAGAUAUUCAUUUAUAUUGUACAAGUGCAGGGUUUGUGCCAGGUCCAGACCUAUAGAUGCCACUAUGCAGAUACCCAGCUAGAUGACUGCAUCAAUUGGAUUACAGCAAGGAGCAUUUAUUUUAUGCUAACUGUUGAAAUACUGAAAAAUAUCGGUAUUUCUCUAUAUCACUCAAAGUGCCGAAUUUCCAUUUUUUCUAGAUAAGAUUAUCUCCCUUGCAAUAGAUUUUAAUUACGUCCCUUUGUUGCUUUUAGAAGUACUAGUACUCUAUGAUUAUCUCAAUGCUCAAGCCAUACAAGAGUCAUAUACAGCUAGACAAUACUAUAUAGAACAAGCUAGCUGUAAUACAGUUUGUAAAAGAAAUAAUAGUAAUGUCUAGAAAUGUUACCUUGGUUGCUUGACCAUGCCAUUCAUGUAGCUAUAGAAAAUGUGUGCUUCCUCCACUUUUCAUUGUUUCAGUAUUGUAGUGUAGAUUUAAGUGGUGACAACACAUUUUGUUGGUUGUUGUCUUAGUUAAUAAUCACAAGACAUCAACUCAACCUUAUGUAAUAUUCCAGCAUUUUCGUUGAAGUACUUUCCAUGUAAAAUGUGUUUCAACUUCCAUCCCUAUUUGUUAUGCUGUAAAGCUCCUAGAUCAAUAUUUCCUAUUUCUGUUGAAUCUGUGAUCAUAUUUUAUUCUACAGAUUGAUUUAUCAAGGACUUUCUGACAUUCCUCAGUUGUUUUAUGUUAUUCAACAAGCAAACAGCAUUGACACAAAAUGUGUUAAGAUAGGCUUACUUAACUAUUGUUAUUUGCCACUGUCUGUUAUUUAUGGAAUGUGUAUUUUGUUUACUAAGUAUUUAAAUGCAGAUUUCACCAAUAUUCGAUGUCACUGUGCCUAAGUGUCCAUGGUAAUUUAGCGGAUGCAUCAUGUAACACAGUAGCCUAAAUAAAUCAAAAUUUCGUCAUGAAGUAUUAGUCUUAUUUGAACAUGUAAGCAUGUAAUAAACAUAAAAUUUGUCAAUCUUCACAUAUAAGCAUAAAAUAAAAAGAAAAUUGUUAGUUUUCAGUGAGAUAUUGAAAUAUAUCUUCACCAAUAAGGGACAUAAUUCUGAUAUUUUCACUCAGGCACAGCUUUCGAGAAAAUAUUCAAUUGUCUCCCUUAUCAAUGAAGAUAUAUUUCAAUAUCACACUGCAAACAAACAGAUAUCCUCUAUAUAUUAUGCAGUGAUGAUUUCUUAAAAUGCAUUAUUUAUAUUUCAUAUGGAGUUGUUCUUCAAGUCCAAUCUAUGCAUGUAUAAUCUAAGGACCAUGACAACCUACCAUUUGGGACCAUACAUGUGCAAGGAAUUAAACUGUUCAAUUAUAUUUGGUCUAAAUUUUACAAUAAAACACAUAUUAGAAUAGAAAUAAUUUAAAGCAAAACCGUGUUUGAACACUAUUUAUACACACCAGCAGUUAUAAUUAUGCUGCGCUCUCGUGAAAUUAUUAUGCUUGAUGUCAUAAUAACUGACCAUUUAGUAUAAAUAGUGUUAAAACAUGGUUUUGCUCUAAAUUAUUUCAUAAUUUAAGAUGGACUAACUUUGUGCAUUAGGUAUAGAAUCUACAUACAUUUUUGUAUUUAUUGAAAAUAUUCAUCAACUGGCAGCUUUCAAUUUAUUUCAAAACAUCAGGUUAUUUCAUUGUUCAUAAAGCCAUUUUGGCCUACAUGCAGAUCUGGUAAUUAUUUGUUGCAAAAUCUUGUAGAGAAAAGCAAUAUAUUUUGUAUGAUAUUCAUUUGAGAAUGAACAAAGUUUUUUUUUCCAUUGUUUCUUUGUAAAACGAUAAAAAAUGUAUGUUACUUAUAUCAGGGUUCGCACAGAUCUUGGAAACCUCUUGAAAAUGACUAAACCCCUAUAAAAACUGAAAAAGUACUUGAAUUUUUAAAAACAUUUCUUGAAUUUUACCCAAAACAUCUUGAAAAUGUUCAGUCAUUAGGUGACUUUGUGGAAAGAAUUUAAAGCCCGCCCGCUUAGCUCAGUAGGUAAGAGCGUUGGUCUACGGAUCGCGGGGUCGCGAGUUCGAUCCUCGGGCGGUGCGUAUGUUCUCCGUGACUAUUUGAUAAACGACAUUGUGUCUGAAAUCAUAAGUCCUCCACCUCUGAUUCAUGUGGUGAAGUUGGCAGUUACUUGCGGAGAACAGGUUUGUACUGGUACAGAAUCCAGGAACACUGGUUAAGUUAACUGCCCGCCGUUAUAUGACUGAAAUACUGUUGAAAAACGGCGUUAAACCUAAAACAAAGAAACAAAGGAAAGAAUUUAUUUGAAAUAAAAGAAAUACAAAAGAAUGAAUACAAUUUGAAAGAAAACAUGGUAUUUGGUCACAUUCCAGUGCUAUUACAGCAUUUUAUUGCAGUUUACAGAGAAUACAAUUUCUACUCUUAACACUUUUUUUCCAAAAUAGUUGAUGAAAGUUGUUCCGACCAAGAUUCCGUUGUGAGAAAUAUAGCCCACAGACGAAUUAAAAAUGUACUUACCGGUAAAAAUCCUUCAAAAGUACAUGAAUUUUUAUUCUCUGUGUGAACAAUUUUCAUAUAAAAAGUUCAUUUUCAAGGAACACAUGCAGUCAUUGUUUGUUGAAGAUAUUUAAUUUUCAACAGAUUUAUUCCGACUGCUGUUUUAUUACAAAAGAAUCUGUUUUGAUACUACUCAAUUAUAUGCUUUAUGUUUGUUGUGAUUAGUUUCCUGGUGUUGUUAUGUUUAUAUAUUGACCAUUGCAUAAGUGAAUGUAUACUGCAUGCUACUGUGAUUAUUUUUUUAAGUAAUUUUAAAUGUUUGUAUAAAAUACAUGUACAUCUGUUUAAUGUUUGACUGCUUGAUGCAUUUUGUGAUUUUUUUUUACAGUUCUACUGUUUCAUUAUUAUACACAGAUUUAUGCUUUUUGCUGAUAAAUUAUUUGUCAGACUUUUUACUUUGCAUUUUAAGAAAAUCAUAUUGCCGACCUUUUGUGGCAUUUUAAUGAACUGUUUACAUAUCAAAUUAUUUCCACAUUUUAUCAUCCAUCCGUGCUAGAAAGAAUUUCAUUACAUGUUUUAUAUAGGAUUGGAUCUGAGACACUCUUCAAUAUUUAGAGUGUACAAAUUUUUUACUAUUCUAUUUUUAUAGUUAAAACUAUGAAUUUUUUCUUCCGUUUUUCUUCAACAAUAUUCUUGUGCCUAUAAUAUAUUAAAUUUUUCUUUGUAGUUCUUUCCAUUAUUUCAAACACAGUCACACAUUUAAUGAUAAGAAGUCACAUUGUGGGCAGAGUGCCAUCAUGACAAUUUGACAUAAAAAUCUGAUGUUGUUCACAACUUACUCGAAAAAAAAAAAAGAUUUCUCUAUAUUCAGUUAACCUUCAGGAUGUUGGAAUCAACAAUAAAAUGGUUUACCUUUUAAGUUCAGUCAGUAGGAGGAUUUAUCAACCUCGGGCUACAUGCUCUGUGGAUAUCACUUCACAGGUUAAUGGCAGCAUUCGCUGAGUUAUCUUCCCACAUGAUUUGAUAGGUGUCGCUACGGGCGAAUAGGUCCUAUCAUGCGUAUACUCUCGGCUUUUAUCAUAGUUAAACUCUUUUUCUUAACCUUUCAUGCAUUUGACAGCUGAAUAAAAAAG